Messenger RNA from Mercenaria mercenaria, 4036 nucleotides. RefSeq names its product Golgi pH regulator A-like. The coding region runs from base 127 to 1494 and encodes 455 amino acids. The record is from RefSeq and is a predicted model, not a curated record. NCBI's taxonomy places the organism in Eukaryota, Metazoa, Mollusca, Bivalvia, Venerida, Veneridae. The transcript is spliced from 15 exons. Gene Ontology annotation, molecular function: voltage-gated monoatomic anion channel activity. Gene Ontology annotation, cellular component: Golgi cisterna membrane. Gene Ontology annotation, biological process: intracellular pH reduction.
ACUUCCGGUUCCAUCUUGGCAGUUAAUUUAGAUAAAUUUUGCUUGAUAUUUAAACAAUUUCUCAUAUUCCCAGUAACAUUUAGGGCUAUACGUUACUGCUAAAUUGAAUCCGUUAUAUUCCUAAGGAUGUCAUUUCUCGUUGAUUCCUGUGUUAUGUUCUUCUUGCAGGCUCUCUUCUUUGGAGGUGGCUGGCUCUUCUUCCUGAAGAUACUGUACAAGAACUAUGAGGUUCAUCAUGCUGGUGUUUUACUGGUGUUUUCUACAACAUUCUCCCUCUCAUGUACAAUGUUUGUCCUCAUCAUAUUUGAAAUUAUUGGAAUAUUGGACUCCAGUUCACGCUAUUUUCACUGGAAGUUACAGCUGUUUGUCAUUCUUUUCCUGUUAAUAGUUAUACUACCAGCAUAUAUUGCCUUCUUUGUACUCAGCAAUCUAAGGCUUGUGCCACCAAAGGGCCAUGUACGAGUGACGUUAACGUUUGUCUCCUGGUGCGUGUUUCUAUACUUCUUCUGGAAAAUUGGAGAUCCUUUCCCUAUUCUUAGUCCUAAACAUGGUAUAUUUUCCAUAGAGCAGUGUAUAGGCCGUGUGGGUAUCAUAGGUGUAACUUUGAUGGCUAUAUUAUCUGGUUUUGGUGCAGUCAACUAUCCAUAUACAUCCAUGUUCUGCUUCAUCAGACAUGUGACUGAUGCAGAGAUACAGGGUAUAGAGAAAAGACUCAUGCAGACCAUGGAUAUGAUCAUGAACAAAAAAAGAAGGAUAGCCUUAGCAAAGAGGGAAAAUCUUCGCUCUGCCAGUCAGAAUAUAGGAGGUGGUUUAUGGGGCAUGCUGAAAAAUGUCACAGCUGGAGGGUCGUCUGAAAAUAUAACACAGUUAAAGCAGGACACCGGUGCACUAGAGGAGUUAAGUCGACAACUGUUCCUAGAAAAUGUUGAUCUUCGUACUACACAGGAGAGGAUGGAAUUUUCAAAAACAUUUAAAGGAAAAUAUUUUAAUUUUCUUGGCUACUUCUUCUCAGGAUACUGUGUGUGGAAAAUAUUUAUAUCAACAGUAAAUAUAAUAUUUGACAGAGUAGGAAAAGUAGAUCCUGUUACUCGAGGAAUUGAGAUAGCAGUUAACUACCUAGGCAUACAGUUUGAUGUAAAGUUUUGGUCCCAGCAGAUAUCAUUUAUUCUGAUAGGAAUUAUUAUUGUUACAUCUAUAAGAGGUCUUCUUAUAACAUUAACUAGGUUCUUCUAUGCAAUAGCUAGCAGCAAAUCAUCCAAUAUCAUAGUGCUGUGUUUAGCCCAGAUAAUGGGAAUGUAUUUUGUAUCAUCAGUACUGUUAAUGAGGAUGAAUAUGCCACUGGAAUACAGAACAAUUAUAACAGAAGUGCUUGGAGAAUUACAGUUCAAUUUUUAUCAUCGAUGGUUUGAUGUCAUAUUCCUGGUCAGUGCAUUAUCCAGUAUAGGGUUCCUCUACAUUGCACACAAACAGGCUGACACAGAGAGCAUUAGCUAGUCAUACAAAAGAUGUCAAUAACACAUACAUUCUCUUCUUUGCCAUGCCAGUGUAAGAACAAAAUCUGGACACAAUUUGUUGAAUGAAACUUACUUUUUACCAUGAAUAAGAACUGUCACACAGUUGCAAUAUUUGGCCUCGAGAUUGUUAUGGGGGUAUUAUAGAUAUUUAGAUCAUGUAGCCAUUUUGAGGUCCCAGAAAUAUAAGGUUGUAACUGUUACUUACGACCAUACAUUUUUAGAAACUGCAUUGUAUUGUUUUACCCUUUUUACCAAGCCAAAAUAACAUUUUGUUAUCCCCCGACGAAAGUCGAAAGAUAUAGUUUUGGCGUUGUCCGUCCGUCCUUCUGUCUGUCUUUCCAUCCGUCCAUCCGAAGCCAUAUCUAGGAAAUGGUUGGGAAUAUUUAUUUAAAACUUCAUAUACAUGUUCACCACUAUAAGUUCUUGCGGCCCGUCAAGUUUCAGUCAGUUUGCCCAAGUAACACAAGAGUUAUGGCCCUUAGAAAUUUCUAGUGUUAACUAUAUAGGGUACUAUAAAUAUGGCAAUUUCUGCAUCAUAAUUUUUUAUAUAUUUGACCUUGAACUAUGAAACUUAAACAGAAUUUAGAUCACCAUAAUGUGGUUGUGUACACACAAUUUCAUUUGGAUUUAUAUGUAAAUUAAGAGUUAUUGCCCUUUAAUUGUAUAAAAAUCCACAUAUUUGUACAUAACAAACUUACCAUUUGGUAGAAUUUCAUUAAAGGUGGAUAAUCAGAUUUUGGCUAAGUAACAGAUUUGUUUUAAACUUUAACAUCUGAUCAUUUACACUCAUUUAUGUUCAGUUAGCGCUUAAUACAAGUUAGGUUUUCACUGGAGAUAUAUUUAAUAAUUGGUUUUCCUAUUGCAGUUGCCCAACCAAGAUCGAGUUAUUUUAUCAUAAGUAUAAAUGUGAUAAACAUACUUUACCUAAGAAAAUGUAUAACUAACCGAUAUAUUGUAUUAUAUUCGUAAAAUAAUUGCAUUAACAAUUACAUAUAUAGAUUGAAUUCAUUAGAAAGCAAGUUUGAAAAAUUAUUAUUACCUCUCUUUGUCUAUCUUGGUUGCGCAACCAAGAUAGAAUGGAAAAAAAGGAAAUUCAGAAGCUACAUGCAAUUUAAAACCCACCUUUUGAUUCAGAUUGUUAAAUAUUUGGUAUAUCUAUCCAAUGCGAAUGUAAAACUCGAAAUUAUAUGGAAAUAAAAAGAAAUACCAAGCAUUUUAAAUAUUUUCAUAUUAAAGGGGAGUAAUUACAAAUUUUUAUGAAAAUCAAUAAAGUAUACAUUUCUAACAGGGAUCUAACUCUAAGUAAUGGGUAUUUUUGUUUCUUAAAUAAAUCUCUAACAGAAUAUACAAAAAGUAAAAAAUGUCACUAAAUUUUGCUUAGAUGUGAUUGACCACCUUUAAAUUUCUUUCAUUCUUUUCCAUGAAAAUUUAUUGUAAACAUGUGAAGUUGUGUACCCACACCUGGUCACCCCCUUACCUUGAUUACAUCCCUCCCUAUCCCCCUCCCCACCCCCCUCAAAAAAAAAAAAAAUCAUUUAAAUUUUUUCAAACAAACUUCAUAUGCAUGUUCACCACUAUGAGGUUAUGGGGCCCAUCAAGUUUCAGACGGAUUGCCCAAGUAACGCCAGAGUUAUGGCCCUUACAAGUUUCCAGUGUUAACUAUAUAGGGUACUAUAGAUCUAUAUAUAUGGCAAUUUCUGCAUUAUAACUUUUGAUAUAUUUGACCUUGAACUAUGAAACUUUAACAGAAUUUAGCACUAUAAUGUGGUUGUGCACACACAAUUUGGAAUGGGUUUCUUUUGUAACUUUAGAGUUAUUGCCCUUUAAUUUUCUAAAAAUCCACAUAUUUGUACAUAAUAAAUUUACCAUUUGGCAGAAUUUCAUUAAAUUUCUUUCAUUUUCUGUGAACAUUUAUUACAAACAUAUGAAGUUGCGCACCCACACCUGGUCACCCACUUGCCUUGGUCACACCACCUCCCCCCUCCAAAAAAAAAAUAUUUUUUUCAUUUCUUAUUUUAGAUUUUUUUCAAACCUUCCAUAAUUAUUUAUCAACAUGUCAACAUGCAAGUUGUACGUACCAUUCCCCCACCUCACUCCUCCACCCAGUCAUGCAUCCUCUGCUCCCCCACCCAACUUCACCCUUUUACCCUUUUUUUUUUCAUUUUUAAUUUUCCAUCAUUAUUUAUAAUCAACAUGUGAAAUUUUGUUUCCUCUCCCGUUCCCCCGCACCCCCACCCCCUAAAAAAAUAAAUAUAUUAAGUUGAGACUGAACAAACCUUGUCCUCAGCCAUGUUCAAGAUAUCUUACCUGUGUUCUCUUAAGAACAUCUGUUCUUUUAAGUUCGAAUGUACAUGUUAAAUAGCAACACCUGGUGCCAAACCACUCAAAGACAAUAUUUUGUUCCAGUUAAACUUCAAGCUCACAUUUCAAUUAACUGCAUUUAAUUUUAAAAGCUAAGCUUACUACAGUAAGCAUAUCCCAUUCAAAAUAAAUUCUUUAGUCAGGAUCAAAGUAUCAUACAU